This is a messenger RNA of Eurypyga helias (sunbittern), 1930 nucleotides long. It is a transcript of the gene GGA2, whose product is annotated as golgi-associated, gamma adaptin ear containing, ARF binding protein 2. The annotation marks the transcript as partial. Lineage: Eukaryota; Metazoa; Chordata; Aves; Eurypygiformes; Eurypygidae. Gene Ontology annotation, molecular function: ubiquitin binding; phosphatidylinositol binding; small GTPase binding. Gene Ontology annotation, cellular component: trans-Golgi network. The transcript is spliced from 18 exons. The record is from RefSeq and is a predicted model, not a curated record. Gene Ontology annotation, biological process: intracellular protein transport; vesicle-mediated transport.
AUGGCCGGCACCGGGGAGCUGGAGCGGUGGGUCAAUAAAGCCACUGACCCAAGUAUCCCCGAGGAAAACUGGGAAUGCAUCCAGCAGUUCUGCGACCAGGUGAACACCGACGCAGAAGGCCCAUCUCUUGCACCGAGGCUGCUGGCACAUAAAAUACAGUCACCUCAGGAGGUGGAAGCUCUCCAUGCUCUCACAGUGCUGGAGACCUGCGUGAAUAACUGCGGUGAGAGAUUUCACAGUGAGAUCGCGAAAUUCAGGUUUCUGAACGAGCUGGUUAAAGUGCUUUCCCCAAAGUACUACGGGGCCUGGUCUUCAGAAAAAGUCAAGUCAAGAGUCACAGAAGUGAUAUUCAGUUGGACUGUCUGGUUUCCUCAGGAAGUUAAAAUCCGGGAUGCUUAUCAGAUGCUGAAGAAACAAGGGAUUGUAAAAGAAGACCCCAAAGUGCCAGAAGACAAAAUUUUACCUCCCCCUUCUCCGAGACCUCGAGAUUCGAUUUUUGACACAGAUGAAGAGAAAUCACAGCUUUUAGCAAGGCUUUUGAAGAGCAGCCGCCCCGAAGACCUGCAGGCUGCCAACCGCCUCAUCAAGAGCAUGAUCAAAGAGGAACAAGAGAAGUCAGCUAAGGUGUCCAGAAGAGUGGCUACAAUCAGUGAGGUUUCUGGGAACAUUAAGCAGAUGGAUGAAUUACUGGGAGACUGCAAGAGACAAGAAUUAUCCCAGUCCGACCAGGAGACUCUACAGACCCUGUUCCAACGUGGUGAGAAGCUCAGGCCGCUGCUCUUCCGCCUUGCCAGCGAGACCGUUGAUGAUGACGAGGCUCUGGCUGAGAUACUGGAGGCCAACGACAGGCUCACGCGGGCGCUCGGGCAGUGCAGGCAGGUCGUAGCCAGCUGUGAAAGUGGUGGUGGAGGGUGUUCAGCCACCGGCUCUGCUGAUACAGCAGCGUGCCCGACAGCCCCAAGGCGUAUGAAGAGCUAUACGUUGAUUGACUUCUCCGAGCUGGAGGCGACACCCCAGCCUUGCACAGACGAAUCUGGGGACAUAACCACCACCUCUCGGCACAGCAGCACGAGCUCCAGCUGUCUGCUCGACGAGGAGUUAAGGUCCUUAGGUCUCAGCGACCCUGCCAUUGUACUGAAGCCACCCCCCGAUUUUAGCUUCGCAGAGCUUGAUGUGCACAACGGAUACGGUGAAAUCAUAAGCGCUUUCCAGGGACUGCAGGAGGGCUGGGAAGACAGCUGCUCAGAGAAGAAUGGCACUCAGGUCCUGGUUGAUCAGCCCCCUGCACCACCCAGGACCAGCACAUUAUCCCUGGAUUUAUCACCAAUGAAGCCACCCUCUCCAGAUCUUCCAGACAGCUCAGUGGCAGACACUCCACUCUGCAGCCUAGGCCGCGAGCCGAUGCUUGCUCACUUGUUGCUUCCAGCUUCCCACGAUGCUUCUCUAGAAAACCUUUUUGUCCCUUUAACUUCAAUUACGCUGAGCAGCAUCUGUCCACUUACAGUGUACGAUAGGAAUGGUUUCAAGGCUAUGCUCCACUUCUCCAGAGACCCGGCUCCUGGCCGAGCAGAUGUGCUGGUGAUGGUUCUUUCCAUGCUGAGCACAUCAGCUCAGCCCAUUAAGGACAUAGCGUUCCAGGCUGCAGUCCCAAAGACCAUGAAAAUAAAGUUACAACCCGCAUCCGGCGCCGAGCUGCCCGCCUUCAGCCCUCUCUUGCCCCCCGCGGUGGUGUCCCAGGUCCUGCUGCUUGCCAACCCGCACAGGGGUCGCAUCCGAUUGAGGUACAAACUAGCGUUCACGCAGGGCGUGCAGCCCUCCAGCGAGGUGGGAGAGGUGACCGGCUUCCCAGAAGCAGAGCUCUGGGGCAAGAACAUGUGGAAUGGCGAGAGUUGGUCUGUCUGGACUCUGGUGGAUGUGGCUUACAGGAAAG